This is a messenger RNA of Cercopithifilaria johnstoni, 795 nucleotides long. Lineage: Eukaryota; Metazoa; Nematoda; Chromadorea; Rhabditida; Onchocercidae. The record is from the annotation of a GenBank genome assembly.
AUGACGGAUGAUAGCAUUAUUUUGGCAAUCCUGUUAUUAAGCGGAAUCAUUUGUGAGGCACAGUAUCAUAACUGUUUCAUGUCUGGUGGUGUUUCCGGACAUUCGACAUGGUGUGGUGAAAACUCGAAAGAUGAAGAGAAUUUGAAGGAUCCAGUGGAAAUAAUGAAACGUGCCAAGGAAUUCCUUGAAAAGCAAAGCAAAAUUAUAUUGGAUCCAUUGACCUGGACCAUAGCAACACCAGCACCACCACCAUCAACAUCUGCUUCACCAGUCGUUAAUGCAGCAUUGGCAGUGACAGCAUCAGGUCCAGUACUUGUAGUUCAGCCUAGCGUAACCGGAGAAAAAGCGCAAUCACCACAUGUUCCGCUGUAUUCAGUACCAUUGCCCAGUGGUGCCAAUUCACUCCUUACUCCUAUUUCAAAAGAUUCUCCAAAUGUAUCCAAUUUGCAAAUGUUACCAUAUGUUGCAAUAGGUCCUCCAGAAAAUUCACAUAACCUUCAAAAUAAUCCUAUUUCAACUGGCCAAACAGAUCUCCCAUUCCGUCUUCAAAAUUCUAAGCAAAUAAGUUGGCCCCAACAGCAAUUUGGGAAUCAAAGAAGUUAUAAGACAAAUAAAGAGAAUGAAAUGCCUUUCUUGAAAAUGCCGUUACCAAAAUUUUUCGUCGAACAAAAUCUAAAAUUGAAAGGAAAUAAUGACUUGACGGACAUGAGUAGCAUGAAGCCAAUCAGGUUAGUCCUAAAUCGGCCAUCAGCAACACUCGCAUCCCGAAAAGGUAGUCAGUCAAUCACUGCUUAA